AUGGUUUACAGUCUCACACCAAUUUUUUCAGCAAAAACUGAACUCCCUAUAUCAGCAAAGCACUCGUCUUUUUGCUGUCUUGUGCUGAAUACCAUUGAACCGUUACAAUUGUUCAAAGUAGGUCAGUUCAAGCUUUGCCACCAAGACCCUAAAAAUUACACAUGUCCAACUCGUGGCAUUAGUGCUAAAACCUGUCAGUCAGUUGGGCUGCCACCUUCUCGUUUUCCGCUUCCAUAUAGUCUGCAUGGCCAAGAAAAGGGGAAGGGAGAACUAAGAAACUAUGCUCAAGAAGAGACCGUUCGCAAGGAGAAAGUAAAGAUCCUCAAUAAUGGCAACCACGUUCAUAGCCAAGAUCGCGAUGUUCAGGCCAUAGAAAGAGCAAAAGAACAAGCACAUGAAGCAAAGGAGAAAGCCAUAGAAUACGCACACAAAACCAAGGAGAAAACAAAAGAAACCGCUGAAUCGGCCGCUGAGAAGGCAAAAGAAACUGCCCAAAGCCCAAAAGAGAAGGCCAAAGAAUAUACACAGGAGACGAAGGAGAAGGCCAAAGAAGGUACAGAGAAAUCUUCACAAACUGCAUAUGAACUGACGGAGAAAACUAAAGAAAAAGCACACGAUGUGAAGGAGAAGACUGAGGAGAUAGCGGGUUCUGUGGCCAGUAAGGCCUCAGAGACGGUGCAAACUAUAGGAGAAAAGGCAAAGCAGACGGUUCAGGGAGCAGAGGAUGGACGACGAUGCUGUGAAAUUGAGGAGGCGUGCCCGAAGAGCAGAGGAUGAGAGGAAAUAUUGAAAAGGAGUUUGAUGGGUUUUCUUUCUUUGAUGUUAUGGUUCUAUUUUACAAUGCAAAUAAGUCAGUGGCAGUGGCCUAAUGGUUAUCACAGUGUUUAUGUAAGCAUGGGAAGUUAAUAUUUUUCUCAACAUUAAUCUGCAAAAGUUUUACUAUCAUUCAUAUUUAAAAAGACCAGUGCAGUUAUAAUAAGAAAAGUCGGGUUUUAUUUCAUUGCUUCGAUUUUAGUUCAGAAAGGCUAGAGUACAGCUGCUUGCUUGAAUAUUUGAAGCCAGCCAGGUGAAGAGUGCAUGUGAUAAUUGAACACAAAAUCCUUUCAAAAUAUAUGGGUUUGGAGGUGGUUUAGGCUUCUACUUUGUUUUUCUCUUUUCCCUGCUUUCAACUUUCGAGCUUUGCACUUGUUUAAACAUCAGAUUCUUGGUUUAUAAGUGGCAGUAACAACCCCGAAGCUUAAAUUGCUUUGGUCAAUAUGACCAAAAUAAAGUGACCAAAACAGGCCCGGCUUUUGAAAUAGUGGUAAGACAACAGCCCAAAGAAAGACAUAAGCCCAUAAAGUACAAUCCCAUUUUUCAAGUAAGGUGAAGAUGGGGUCAUACAAAUCAUGAAUAGCAAACAUCAACGAGGCAAGAUAAUUAACAACCUAGCCACCUAGGGGACCGCGUGGGAAGGGGGCUCCACAGAA
Messenger RNA from Durio zibethinus, 1469 nucleotides. The record is from RefSeq and is a predicted model, not a curated record. NCBI's taxonomy places the organism in Eukaryota, Viridiplantae, Streptophyta, Magnoliopsida, Malvales, Malvaceae.